Messenger RNA from Ochlerotatus camptorhynchus, 729 nucleotides. Its product is annotated as bax inhibitor 1-like. The coding region runs from base 1 to 729 and encodes 242 amino acids. The record is from RefSeq and is a predicted model, not a curated record. Lineage: Eukaryota; Metazoa; Arthropoda; Insecta; Diptera; Culicidae. Gene Ontology annotation, molecular function: enzyme binding. The transcript has a single exon. Gene Ontology annotation, biological process: negative regulation of apoptotic signaling pathway; negative regulation of RNA splicing; cellular response to unfolded protein. Gene Ontology annotation, cellular component: mitochondrial membrane.
AUGUCGUCCCAACCGUCGUUUUCGUAUCGAAAUUUUAGUAACUUUUUAUCUCAGAAUUUGGAACCGAACCUUCGCCAACACCUGGCCAAAGUGUACACCUGUAUGGCUCUUACGUGCGCUGCGGCAGCAACCGGUUCGAUCGGGCAUCUGACCAAGCUAUGGAACGCGGGAUUCCUAUCGGCUUUCCUGAAUUUUGCAGCUCUAGUGGCACUCCUUUUAAUCCCAAAACGAAGUAUCAAUCGCAAAACUCGCCUUUCCCUGCUGCUGGUGAUUGGGACGCUUACCGGACACGUUUUGGGAUUGCUCAUCGAACAGGUAAUGGUGGUGAAUCCGGCUUUCGUUGUCACCGCUCUCCUGGGUACGACCAUAAGUUUCAGCUGGUUGAGCUUGUCGGCAAUCCUGGCUCGUCGAGGAAGUCACCUAGUCCUUGGAGGUAUCCUGUCAAGCAUUACCUGUGCCCUGAUCAUGGUAGGAGCGGGCAACUUGUUCUAUCAAUCCUGGAUUGUACACAAGCUGAGCCUGUACUUGGCCCUCGCGGUGAUGUGUGGUUUGGUGCUGUUCGACACGCAAGUGGUUAUGGAGGAGUAUCGAUUGGGAAAUGAUGAUUACGUCACUCACGCAUUGAAGCUGUUUCUCAACGCAGUGGACAUUUUCCGUUUACUGAUGGCGAUUCUCGUAACCAAGUCAGACAACCAUCGAAGAAGAAGAGACAGUGAUCGAGAAGAUUGA